Messenger RNA from Chlamydomonas reinhardtii, 2380 nucleotides. RefSeq lists its product as uncharacterized. NCBI's taxonomy places the organism in Eukaryota, Viridiplantae, Chlorophyta, Chlorophyceae, Chlamydomonadales, Chlamydomonadaceae. Gene Ontology annotation, molecular function: heme binding; oxidoreductase activity, acting on paired donors, with incorporation or reduction of molecular oxygen; monooxygenase activity. The transcript is spliced from 12 exons. The coding region runs from base 552 to 1754 and encodes 400 amino acids. The record is from RefSeq and is a predicted model, not a curated record.
ACAAUUGCAAAUUCUCUCUGAAGGAGAUUCUGGGCUGCGUUGCAAUUUCCCGUCCUCGCUUUACAGGCCGGUUCGGUUCAUCUGCGCACUUGCUGCGCGUAAUCAAGCAGAACCGCGGGUCAAGGAAUUUUCUUCUGUACAAUUGGCAUUCACGAACCCAAAAGGCACUGAAACGAAACGUUUUGCGGCGAUGUUGAUCGUUUGGAAGGCUUGAAAUUCAAUAAAACCACGCGCGCGGGACGUCGUUGCUGCGCUCCUGCCGUUAGCCAGACCUAAAUCAGCGCGGAUGACUACCGAGGGCAUAAGCACGCAUGUGAGUGCAGGUGAGUGCCGUCCCGGCUGUUCGUACUUCCGGAAGAGUCACUCAUCCGCAUCAUAUCAUCCGCGAAUCAUGUCAAGUAGCGUGGCGCCGCUGUUGCAAUCAACCACAUACAGAUCAAGCAGCCAUGGCAAUGACAAUAAUGCUUUCUGUGCGUUCCGCUGGAACGCUGUCGCGGGUCGGCGCCCUCCGCGCCACGAGUCGCCGAUAUGCCGUGCCUGUGACAGCCCACAUGGACAAGGACUUCCCCUUCUCGCGGCCCAAGGGCGUGGAGCCGCCGGCCGAGUACAAGGAGCUGCGCAGCAAGUGCCCGGUGGCGCCGGGGCGCCUGUUCGACGGCAGCAAGAUCUGGCUCAUCUCCCGGCACAAGGAACUCAAGGAGGUGCUCCAGGAUGGCCGCUUCUCCAAGGUCCGCACGCUGCCCGGCUUCCCGGAGUUGAGCCCCGGCGGCAAGGCGGCGGCGCAGAGCGGCAACGCCGCCACCUUUGUGGACAUGGACCCGCCGGAGCACACCAAGUACCGCGGCAUGGUGUGGCCGUACCUGACCCCGGAGGCCGUCGAGCAGCUGCGCCCCUCAAUCCAGGCCAAGGCAGACAAGCUGGUUGACGCCAUGAUCGCCCGCGGCGGGCCGCUGGACCUGAACGAGGCCUUCUCCAUGCCGCUGCCAUUCCGGGUCAUCUACGACUUCAUCGGCAUUCCCGAGGCCGACUUCGCCUACCUCUCCGCGAACGUGGCGGUGCGCUCUUCCGGCUCUUCCAACGCCAAGGACGCGGCGGCCGCAGCAGACGACCUCGUCAAGUACAUGGACAACCUGGUGGCCGAGAAGGAGAGGAACCCCACGGGCAAGGACCUCAUCAGCGAGCUGGUCACCAAGCAGCUGCGCCCCGGCCACAUGACGCGCGAGCAGCUGGUCCAGACCGCCUUCCUCAUGCUGGUGGCAGGCAACGCCACAGUGGCCACCCAGAUCAACCUGGGCGUCAUCUCACUGCUGCAGCACCCGGACCAGCUGGCCGCCAUGAAGGCCGACCCCGCCCGCCUGGUGCCCGCGGCGACGGAGGAGAUCUGCCGCUUCCACACCGGCUCCUCCUACGCGCUGCGCCGUCUGGCCGUGGCCGACGUGCAGGUGGACGGCCAGCUGGUGAAGAAGGGCGAGGGCAUCAUUGCGCUCAACCAGUCCGCCAAUCGCGACGAGUCCGUGUUCCCCGACCCCGACCGAUUCGACAUCCACCGCCAGUCCAACCCGCAGCAGGUUGGCUUCGGCUACGGCACCCACGUGUGCGUGGCGGAGUGGCUGGCGCGCGCUGAGAUCCAGGUGGCCAUUGGGACGCUGUUCCGCCGCCUGCCCAACCUGCGUCUGGCCGUGCCGGAGAGCCAGAUCCAGUACUCGGACCCCGCACGCGACGUGGGACUGGCCGCCCUGCCCGUCACCUGGUAGAUAGAUGUGUGCCCGUUACUACAUACCUGGCCGUUACCGGGUGCCGUUACCGGGUAGAAGCGAAACGGUGCAGUUGUGUACGGGAGCGGACGGGUGAGGCCGUACAUACAUACAUAUGCAGGAUGCAGGAGGAGGGAAGGAGGGAAUAAUGAAGGACGCGGCAGGACGUGAGGUUGGGUCCAGGGGGGAAUGCUGGGCAGAGGGGCGAGGCAGAAGACAGGUGCAAGCAAGGAAGGACGGGCGCCUUCGGCAUGUCUGCUCUUGUGUAUAUGAUGACAUGCGCCACAGCCGAACUGGCACAACACCGCUCCUGGGCGGAGUUUUACCAGAACGGUGAUGGCGCAUGUCAAUGACCCCGGACGCACAGUUGCGACGUGAGCUCUGCCGCCAUACAUAAUCAGCGGCCAUACAUAAUCAGGCCUUCGGUUUAGGCAGCGGCUGUCAUUUAAAGGGAAUACAUAAUUAGGUGGUUUGCAAGACCUGCCUGCGGCACGGUAAAUCUUGAGAGCGUGUCCCGCGCGCGCGCACGCCUCAUUACUAUGUCGUGGAUGUGCGGGCCAGGUGCCCAGGUCCAUGAAGUAAGGGAACUGUAGUAUUGGUUUUGGGCGUUGUAAGUCUUUACAACU